UGGCGAGGAAACACAACACAGAGGAGGCGCUCCGGUGAAGUUGUGUCCCCGCGUCGGAGGCGAGUUUCGUGCGCACGGAGGAGACCGCAAACACGGCGCAGAGCUGGAUCGUACACCCGCUGGUUGUGUGGAAGUAUCGGUGCUGUGAACGGAGAGCUCAGAGCUGCACGACAUGAAAUCUCUGUCGAGUCGAGACGAUUAGAGUUAAAAAGUUUCCGCUGCUGGCAGAGAAGAGGCAGUUUUUUUGUCUUUUCAACUGGACCAUUGUGCUCAGGUAGCUGCUCUUUCAAUGUGGGAUACAGUUUUGGUGCUUUUGCCAGGCUGAAAUCCUCCAAGGUCAGGACCUCCCUCAUGGCAGCCGUGCUCCUCGGGCUGCUGCUUUUUGCAAUGCAGUCUCCCCCCAUCCCCUCCAGGCCCGUGGCUGACGAGGGGCCACCUUCACCUCCCACCUGGUCGCCCACUGACAACGGGACCACCAGCCACCCAAACGGGACCCUCCAACAGCUUCCUCAGAUUCUAAUCAUUGGCGUGAGGAAGGGGGGGACGCGGGCGCUGAUAGAGAUGCUCAGCUUGCACAGUGCGGUGGCGGCGGCGCAGAACGAGGUGCACUUCUUCGACUGGGAGAGUCACUUUCAGAAGGGCUUGCCUUGGUAUCUCAGCCAGAUGCCCUACGCCUUCCCCGAUCAGCUGACAGUGGAGAAGACGCCAGCCUACUUCACCUCCAGCAAAGUCCCCAAACGCAUCCAUCAGAUGAACCCUCACAUCAAGCUGCUGCUCAUCCUCAGAGACCCCACGGAGCGGGUGCUGUCAGACUACACCCAGGUCUUUUACAACCGCCUCCAGAAGCACAAGCGCUACCAGCCCAUCGAGUCCGUUCUGGUGAAGGACGGCGAGAUCAACCUGGGAUACAAGGCUCUCAAUCGCAGCCUGUACUAUGUUCACAUGCAGAACUGGCUGCAGUACUUUCCACUGGAGAGCAUUCACGUGGUGGACGGGGACGAGUUGAUCAGGGACCCGUUCCCCGAGAUGAAAAAGGUGGAGAGAUUCCUAAAGCUGGAACCUCAGAUAAACGCUUCAAAUUUUUACUUCAAUAAAACGAAAGGAUUCUACUGUUUGAGAGACCAUGGGCGAGAACGCUGUUUACAUGAUUCAAAAGGCAGGGCUCACCCUCACGUGGCGCCCGCCAUCCUGCAGAAACUCUACCAGUUCUUUCACGAACCCAACAAGAAGUUCUUUGAGCUGGUGGGCCGAACGUUCAACUGGAAAUGAACGUGUGGGUCUCAGUAGUUUGGAGUAGAGCUGCUCGGGGAUGAGCUGUCCUGUUUCCCUCACUAACAAUGUAGAUAAAGAGGCAAAGCUAAUGUAAAAUUAAACUAAAUCUAUUUUUGUACUAGUAAGUUUUGUUACAGGAGUAUGAUCGAGCCAAAUAUCAGGGCAGGCUGCAGUCCAUGACAUGCUCUGUUAGUGCACGUCUUAUUUCUUUCCAUUGUCCAACUUAUGCAUUUUACUGUCUUUCUGUACUGCUCACUACUGUUCAACUCGUCCAAUCAAAGACUAAUAAUGACAUCCAGACUUUAGACUGUGGCAGUUAAUGUGUUACAUAAAGAUAAGUACCAAGCAGUUUAGUAUUGUCAUACCUUUAUGUUUCGCCUCAUAUAAUAUGACAUUAUUAACGUCUAACUGCAUUUAGAGCUCUGAAGGACCUUUACCUGCUGCUAUGAUUUCCUCAGUCACUUUAAGGCACGAGCCAUUUUUUUUUGUUUGUUACUCAAAAUGUUUCUCUAUGUAAGAGUCAGAUAUAUAAAUGCUCUGCGCGCAUAAAAUAUUUGCCGAUCAUUAAGGUGUACUGUAAACAGACUUUUUCAAGAAGUGAAGAAUUAAUACCAUAAUAAAAAAUGUAUUUUAUUUUUA
Molecule: messenger RNA, 1911 nt
Organism: Epinephelus lanceolatus (giant grouper)
Lineage: Eukaryota; Metazoa; Chordata; Actinopteri; Perciformes; Serranidae
Gene: hs3st1
Product: heparan sulfate (glucosamine) 3-O-sulfotransferase 1
Molecular function (GO): [heparan sulfate]-glucosamine 3-sulfotransferase activity
Source: RefSeq, a predicted model, not a curated record